AAGAACAAGGUUGUUUAUACGAAAAACGAGCUGAAUUUUUAGUCACAAUUUUUACACGAUAUUACUUUUACAUUAAAUCCAAAUUUCUCCAGAAACUUACAAUUGAAAAAUGGACGGCCUUCAGUAUCCAGCCAGCGAAGAUCCGUGUCGCCUGUGCCUGAAGAAAUGUGCUCAAAUCACGUACGACGGCGGAGGCAUGUACGUAAAUUCCCAGGACGGGCUAUUGCGGGAACUACCACGUAAGAUCUUGGAGUGUAUCGCCCUGGAGGUCAGCGACAAUGAACCGCAGCUUUUCUCCAAGCUUGUGUGCGGAGAGUGCAUCUGUAAGCUGGACUAUUUCCACGAGUUUCGGGAAAAUUGUCGCAAAUGUCAAAGCUUUUUUCAAGAAAUGCUAGCUUUCUAUCAGGCGGAAGCUGCUGUCAGUCAGCAACAAUCUCAGGACGUUCACAGCCAGAUGCUACAGGAGAUCAGUCUGUCCGGAAGUGAUUUUCUAGAUGGCUCCAACAAGGACUAUGAGUUCAUUAUUGAAAGUUUCGAAAAGGAAGAUAUUUCUUUCAAUUCGAAUGCUGAAGCAUUACAGCUCAAAAAAGAAUUAGAAAUGACCAUUCAACAGAAUCAGAUUCAUCAUCAUGGAAAAUUUAUUGACAUGCGUGCAGAGGAUCAUCUGGGGGAACCCGGGACAGCUAGCGGUGUAAUACCACCCAGUGAGGAAACCUGUUUCAACAACUUAGACGCAAUCGCCGAAUCAAUAGCGCAACACGAGGGCGGCUUCGAACAGUCGGAAGUUCAAGCUGCACAGGACGAUUUGGACUACGAUGAUUUCGUCGGCAUCGAAACGGCCGUGCGGACUUCCAUUUCAGAAAUUCAGAUCCAUCAAAUGAUAAGUGAACAAAAUUACUCAACUGCCGGGGAGAUCCACAUUGACCAUCCAACAGAAGCUUCCUCAAACACAGCGCUUGAGUCAGCUUUGGAUGAAAGCAUAACGCUACAUGAGCUCCAGCCAACUAGUUCUAUUUCUAUUGAACAGCAUCAAAAUCUUGAACAAGACACAACGACAAAACCACACUCGCCAUUCGCGCCAGCGCCAAGUUUUGAGGCUGAUCAGAAUCAUGAACAAGAACCCGUUUAUGUUCCCGUACCUGAAUUUGGACAAGAUACCCCACAGCCUCUGCUCUCUCCUUCGCCUCCACUAAGUAAUCACGCUGAAGAAGAAAUUCCAGGACCGGAUAUAACCCCUAAAAACUCUCCAACUGUGAACGAACAGCCAAAACUCCAGCUUCUCGACAAUAAAACAUGUGAUAUCUGCGGAAAGGUGUGUCCUAGUCAGUCGAAACUCAAAAUCCACCGCAAUACUCAUUUGAACAUAACACCCUUUUCAUGUCCCAUGGAAAAUUGCCAGAAGGCUUUUAAAUCUAAGAAAGGCCUGGACGAACACGUAGCCAAACACACCGGAGAAUUUUCCAUAGCCUGUGAUAUAUGCGGAAAAGGGUUCCUAAACCAAAGCUACCUAACGGCUCACCUAAGAAUACAUACGGAGGAAAAAACUUUUCGUUGCAACAUCUGCAAACAGGCUACAUUCAAAUCGAAGCGAGCCCUCAUCGAUCAUCGCAAUCGCCACCUGGGUUUGAAACCGUUCGAGUGUGGACAGUGUGGGAAACAGUUCACCAAUCGCUAUCUUCAGCAACAGCACGAACAAACGGUUCACUCUGGAGCACGUUGGCCGUGUCCGGAUUGUGGAAAGUAUUUCACUUGCAAAAGCUACAUGAAAGUUCACCAACGAUCUCACACCAACGAUAAGCCGUUUGUGUGCAAGGUCUGCGACAGAGGACACACCACGCUGAGAGCUCUGGAGGUUCAUAUGACGAUGCACACCGGCCAGAAGGACUAUGUCUGUGACAUUUGUGGGCAUCAAUUUGCCCGUAGCAAUGCCUUGUCCCAUCAUCGAAAGACCCACACAAAUCCGGGAUCAUCCAAAGUAAUGUCGACUUCGAAGGCUUCGCAACAGUGACAGUGGAACGCAGAAAGUUACAGUUUAUAAUUUUCAGUGAUUUUUGUUAAGUAAACAUUGUGAUAGGAUUCUAUAAGACUUGUACUGCUAGCUUCAACUGAUUAAAAUCAAGACUCUAGGGUUAGAAUUAAGAUUAGAAAAUAUAACGCAUGAAUGGUCAAAAAGAA
This is a messenger RNA of Uranotaenia lowii, 2175 nucleotides long. RefSeq names its product endothelial zinc finger protein induced by tumor necrosis factor alpha-like. NCBI's taxonomy places the organism in Eukaryota, Metazoa, Arthropoda, Insecta, Diptera, Culicidae. The transcript is spliced from 5 exons. Gene Ontology annotation, molecular function: zinc ion binding. Gene Ontology annotation, cellular component: nucleus. The record is from RefSeq and is a predicted model, not a curated record. Bases 110 to 2008 code for a protein of 632 amino acids.